CCUAGGCCAAGUCUUCUUUGCAAACACUACCACCACCACCAGCUCCCACUAACCCAAAGAGAUUAAUUUCAGUCAACGGAGGACCCCGCUGAGCGACUGCCAUGGAGAUGAAGAUGGCCGUCGGCGCGGCCAACUGGCUCGUCGGUAAGGUGCUCACCAAGCUGUUCGACCCGCUGGUGUCCACCUACAUGGCCAGCUCUGAGCUCGGCAGCAACUUCCUGACCGCCAAGAACCAGCUGCAGUACACACAGGGGCUGCUGUCCGCAUCCGUGGGCAGGGACGUGGGCGACGAUCCUGGCCUGCGCGGACUGCUGGGGACGCUGAGCAAAAAGGCCGACGAGGCUGAAGACGUGCUCGAUGAGCUCCACUACUUCAUGAUCCAGGACGAGGUCGAUGGCACCAAGGAGGCUGCUGCGGAGGUGGGCGGCGGCAUCCAGGGCCAUUCGGUCCAUGGACGCCAUGUUGCUCGCUACACCCUCGGCAACUGCCUUCCGUGCUUUUCAUCUCCGCGCACUCUAGCUGAUGGUCCUCCUCCUGCAGUUGCUGCUGCGGAGGUGGGCGGCAGCAGCCAUGUUUCUCGCUACACCCUCGGUAACUGCCUCCCGUGCUUCUCAUCACCGCGCACUCAAGGUGAUGAUCCUCCUCCAGCAGUUGUUGUUGCUGCUGCUACCAGUAGUGAAGACAUGCCUGGUGCUAGUAAUGAUGAUGGCGAUGUUGAUAUUAAGUUUCCAUUCAACAGAGUAGCCAUGUCCAAGAAAAUCAAGUCCGUAAUAGAGGAGAUGAACUCCAUAUGCAUACUUGUCUCUGACCUGCUCAAAACUGCAAACCACAACAGCACUCCAUUAAGCACACAUGUCACCAUUGAAAGGCCUCCCACUGGUUCAAUAGUUCCACAACACAGAAAACUGUAUGGAAGGAAUGACAUUUUUGAGCAAACUGUAAAUGCACUCACCAGUGGCACACACCGUGAUAAAAUCCUCUCUGUCCUGCCUUUCGUUGGCCCUGGGGGCAUCGGAAAGACCACCUUCACACAGCACCUGUAUAAUGAUGAAAAGAUCAAGGGGCACUUCCCUGUCAGGGUCUGGGUAUGUGUCUCAACUAAUUUUGAUGUGAUUAGGCUCACACGCGAGAUACUUGGCUGCAUAUCUGGAAUUAAUGCCAGCACAUAUGAAACAACAAACUUAGACCAACUUCAAAGAGCCAUUGCAGAGAAACUGGACUCCAAAAGGUUCUUAAUUGUGUUGGAUGAUGUGUGGACAUGCAAGAGUGAGCGCGAUUGGGGAAACCUAUUAGCCCCAUUCACAAUGGGGGAAACCAAGGGCAGCAUGGUUCUUGUCACAACUCGAUUGCCAUCUGUAGCACAGAUGGUCAAAACAACUGAUCCAGUUGAACUGCAUGGUUUAAAGCCUGAUGAAUUCUUUGCACUGUUCGAAGCAUGUAUAUUUGGUCAAAACAAACCUAGGCUUUAUGAUGAUGACUUAGUUAAUGUUGCAAGAGAUAUUGCAAAGAAACUGAAGGGUUCACCGCUGGCAGCAAAUACAGUUGGUCGGUUGUUGAAGAAAAAUAUCUCUUGGGAAUGUUGGAUGGGAAUUCUUGAAAAUAAUGAAUGGCACAGUGCAAAAUAUGAUGAUGAUAUUUUGCCAUCUCUGCAAAUCAGCUAUAAUUACCUUCCUUUCCAUCUACAGAAAUGCUUUUUCUAUUAUGCCCUCUUCCCAGAAGAUUACAAGUUUUAUGAUUUAGAAAAAAAUACUAAUUUCUGGAUCGCAAUGGGUAUUGUAGACUCGAAUAGCCAAACUGAUAAGAAUUACUUAGACGAACUAGUGGAAAAUGGUUUUCUCAUAAAAAACCGUGAUUGGGAUGGUGACUACUAUGUGAUGCAUGAUUUAUUGCAUGAACUGUCUCGGAAUGUUUCAUCACAAGAGUGUCUGAAUAUAAGUAGUUUAAGUUUCAGAGUCAAUGACAUCCCACAAUCUAUUCGGCACUUAUCAAUCACCGUAGAUGAUAAAUAUGUUGAAAGUUUUGGAGAAGAAAUAGGUAAAUUGAAGAGUGUAAUAGACUUUGGAAAUCUGCGUACUUUGAUGAUUUUUGGACAUGAUUCAAAAAUAUGUAAGGCUCUGCAAGAUGCAUUUGAAUGUAUAAAGAGUCUCCGUGUUCUAUUUAUACCUAGCUUACCAGAAGAUUUGCCAAAGAGCUUUUCAAAUCUUAUCCACCUCCAAUACCUUAAACUCACGCAACCUCAUGGGAUGUAUUAUCAUCGUUCACCUAGAACAUUACCAAGAUUUUACCACUUGAAAUUCUUGGACGUCUAUAGUUGGCACAUUAUUAUAAAUUUUUUCCCUAAAAGCAUUAGCCGCCUCGUGAGUUUACACCAUAUUUAUUCUUCCAAAGAAUUCCAUUCCAGCAUCCCUGAGAUCGGAAAGAUGAAGUGGUUACAAGAGCUAAGAGAAUUUCAUGUUAAGAAGGAAAAUGUUGGAUUUGAAUUGAGCCAGCUGGGGGAAUUGACAGGGCUUGGACAGCUUGCUAUAUGCAAUCUUGAAACCGUGGCAUCUAAAAAAGAAGCUAAUGAUGCUAAAUUGAAGGAUAAAAGAAAUCUGAAAGAAUUGGCAUUAGUUUGGGGUGCAGGGCAACAUAUUACAGAUGGUGAUAUUCUCGAGGGUCUUCAACCACCCCCAAAUCUUAGAGAGCUUGGCAUUAAAAAUUAUGGUUUUGCCGUUGGUCCUAGCUGGUUGUGCAGUGACAUUAGCAUAAAAAGGCUGGAGUCUCUACAUCUGAAGGGUAUAUCUUGGGACACUCUUCCACCUUUUGAACAGUUACCACACCUCACCAACCUCAAACUGAAUAAUAUUGCUGGGAUGCGUGUGUUUGGGCCUGGAUUUGGUGGUCUUACAGAGAGAAGUUUUAUGCACCUGAAGACAGUUAUCAUUGUGAAAAUGCGAGAACUUGAGGAAUGGGUUGGGGGACCCAACAGCCCUUUGUUUUCAAGGCUUGAAAGCAUUGUAUGCAAAUAUUGCCCCCUUCUGUCCUCGUUUUCCUUCUUGGAGUGCUGUACCAAACUUUGUCAACUUUAUAUUUCUAACUGCCCAAAGUUGUCUCAGUUGCCCCCUCUGCCUCAUACUUCUACACUAACAUACUUUUCGGUGAACGAAGGGUAUUACAGAGGUUUGAUGUAUGAUGGAAAGCGUUUGUCUGCUCAAAAUUAUAAAGGUGCUUUGGCCUUCGAAAAUAUGGAUAAAGUAGAGGCUAUAAAAAUUACUAAGUUACCACACGUCUCAUUGUCAAUAUCAGACCUCCAAAAGAUGAAGUCCCUGAGAAAACUAGCUGCCACAGGUUGCCGUAGAAUGUUCUCUGCAGAAUGGUUCAAUCCAGUCGUCGUCGAGGAAUUGGCAGCCCAUGACAAGUCUUUGGACGAAGAAAGUAUCUCUGCAGCAGCAGGUCUGAUCCCAGAGGUGGCAAUGAGCAAAUCUUUGCACCCAGGUUCAUUCCAACUGGAAGAAAUGGAGGUAGAGGGCAUCUCGGCAGUGCUUAUUGCUCCCAUUUGCAGACGCCUUGCUGCUACUCUUCACACAUUAAGGUUCUGUAAUGAUCAGGUGACUGAAACUAUCACGGAAGAGCAAGAGCAAGCGCUUAAUCUUCUCACCUCCCUCCAAAGUCUAUAUUUUGCAGGCUGCAGACUGCGGUCUCUCCCUCGGCUAUAUGGCCUUUCUUCUCUCGAGGUAUUUUCGAUCAGAAACUGUAAUGAAAUCCAGUCACUGCCGUCCAAGGAGGACCUCCCCGCUUCACUGCUGGUACUAAACGUAGAUGGCUGCAGUCGUGAGAUAAAAGAGCAAGCCGAGAAAUUUAAAGAAGCAAACCCUUGUUUAUCUGUUCAGGUUUGAGCUCAACCACUUCCGAAGGUUCCACGGCAUGAUAUUGUGCAGAUCAGUUUUGCUGGCGGGGCAUUCAUGGAUGGAAGCACAAGUGUGCUAUCAUGUGAUGGAGAUCCAUAUGUUGUCCUCUGUCAGGUCGGUUACUUGUACUAAAAUGCACAACAGAGCAUGCUGAGAAAUUAAAAGAAUCAAACCCUUGUUUAUCUGUUGAGAGCAGGCUAUCGAAGGCGUUGUACAACAAACUGCAUGAGGGUCACAGAUGUAUUUCAAGUCGGCAUCCGCAGAACUACUAGAAGACGGCAAGUUGUUCCUUGUCUUGGAUAACCGUCUGAGAUCCAGAGCUACCCAAGCCGUUGUAGCUCGCAGCAGAUGGUGGCCUUGACUGGGAUGCGCUUGCACAUACCGUCAGACCGGAGACUGGAUGCGCGCUCAUAAAGAGGUCGUGUAGUUACCUGGGCAUACCUGAUACUCGUAGAGCCAUCGAUUCGAUCA
Molecule: messenger RNA, 4358 nt
Organism: Triticum urartu
Lineage: Eukaryota; Viridiplantae; Streptophyta; Magnoliopsida; Poales; Poaceae
Source: RefSeq, a predicted model, not a curated record